Molecule: messenger RNA, 1773 nt
Organism: Penicillium samsonianum
Lineage: Eukaryota; Fungi; Ascomycota; Eurotiomycetes; Eurotiales; Aspergillaceae
Product: sulfatase family protein
Exons: 4
Coding region: 1-1773 (590 amino acids)
Biological process (GO): phenol-containing compound metabolic process
Molecular function (GO): N-acetylglucosamine-6-sulfatase activity; glycosaminoglycan binding; arylsulfatase activity
Source: RefSeq, a predicted model, not a curated record
AUGAAAUUAAUCACUGCCCUUGUCGGCCUCGUCGCCGCUGAAGGGGUUACUGCCCUCAAUCUGCAAUCCAACCUGCAAUCAGCCCUUCAAUCUGUACUAAAUCACAGCGAAGCACAAGCCCGCAAACCAAAUAUCCUCUUUGUGAUAACCGACGACCAAGACCUCCAACUUGACUCCAUAUCUUACACCCCCCUGAUCUCAAAACACAUCCGCGAUCAGGGCACCUUUUUCCGCAACCACUUCGUCACAACAGCCUUAUGUUGUCCGUCGCGUGUGAGUCUAUGGACCGGUCGCCAGGCACACAACACAAAUGUAACCGAUGUUCAUCCGCCCUAUGGGGGAUAUCCCAAAUUCGUCGAGCGCGGCUUCAACGAUGAUUUCCUCCCGCUUUGGCUGCAAGCGGCCGGGUAUGAUACAUAUUACACGGGCAAAAUGUUCAACGCACAUACGGUGGAUAACUACCACAGCCCGCACAUCAAUGGGUUCAAUGGAUCUGAUUUCCUCCUCGAUCCUUAUACUUAUUCCUACCUCAAUUCAACUUACCAGCGAAACCAUGAACCACCUGUCAGCCAUGAGGGUGAACAUACUAUCGACGUGAUCACCGGAAAAGCACUGGGUUUCCUCGAUGAUGCAUUGGCCGGCGAGAGGCCCUUCUUCCUGGCUGUAUCGCCCGUCGCGCCACACUCCAAUCUCGAUCCGGGGGAUAUCGCAUCGGGUAAUGUUUACAUGUCCGCGCCCAUCCCCCUCGAACGACACGAGCGUUUGUUCCAGGAUGUGAGGGUGCCCCGCACGGCAAAUUUCAAUCCGGACCAGCCAAGUGGAGUCAGCUGGGUUCAUGAUUUACCCCUGCAGAACCAAUCGGUGAUCGACUACAACGAUCACUUUUAUCGUUCACGUCUGCGUGCCUUGCAGGGUGUUGAUGAAUUGGUUGAUGGGCUUGUCACCCGGCUGGAGGAGAGUGGUCAGCUGGAUAAUACUUACAUUAUCUAUACCUCGGAUAAUGGGUUCCACAUUGGCCAGCAUAGACUGCCGCCCGGGAAGACCUGCGGGUUUGAGGAGGAUAUUCGCGUUCCCUUGUUCAUUCGUGGACCUGGCGUUGCUAAGGGAUAUGUCCAGGAUGCUGUGACCACUCAUGUGGACUUGGCGCCGACUUUGUUCCACCUUGCGGGUAUUCCGGCCAGGUCUGAUUUCGAUGGUACUGCCAUUCCUGUGACGCCCGAGUUUGAUGGAAAGCGCCAUGAACAUGUUACGGUGGAGUAUUGGGGUUCUGCUGUUGUGGAAGGCGUUUAUGGCGGCAUUGGCCCCGGAGGUUCAAUCAUGAUCCCGAACAACACCUACAAAUCCGUCCGUUUACUCGGAGAAGGCUACAAUCUGUACUACUCGGUCUGGUGCAACAACGAACAUGAGCUGUACGAUCUAUCGACCGAUCCGUACCAGCUGAAUAAUCUGUACCCGACCACAUCCCAGGCGGAUAUAAAUCAGCCCCGUAUUCUCGGUCGCAGCUUGGCCCAGGCUAUCAAUCGACUCGACGCUCUUUUGAUGGUCCUCAAGUCUUGCCAGGGUGUGACUUGUAUCCAGCCUUGGGAUAUCCUCCAACCGGUAGACCCAGUGAGUACUCUCCAUGAUUCUCUGGAUGAGGAGUAUGAUGGUUUCUAUGGUGCACAGCCUCGGGUCUCAUUUGACUGGUGUGAUGCGGGAUACAUUGUUGAAGCUGAGGGUCCACAGGUGCCGUUGACUAGUCGACACGGCGUGUCUUGGGAUGUGUGGGUGUAA